AAAAGACAGACUACAAAACUAAACCACUCAGGCUAAAAAAAGUUACUAAUAAGGACUUGACACGUAGCUCAGCUCUUACAUGGCCUCCAUCCAUUACCAAUUCCUUCUCUUUCUGUCCGCAGGCAAACGCAGAACCACGUUAACAGCGGCAUUCCACGUGUUCAUUAACCGUAAACGGCUGAUACACGAGAAAGGCCCAAAAAGGCCCAAGUGCUUACUUUCCUUGAUCUCUGGAAAGUGCAGCAAAAGCUUAGUCGAUAAGCAACAGAAACGCCAACCAAAUCAUCUCCUCCGGGUCGUGCUUCUCUAUGAAGAUACGAGACUUCUGAUUUUCAAAUUAUGAUUUCCAUGUCCAUAAAGAGAGCAACAGAGAAUUUUAGAUGACUUAAGCUUCUUAAUUCAUCUUGCUCGUUUAUUAUUGAAUUUGUCCAUUCUUUCAGACCUUUGAUCGCUUGUGUAUAGUGAAUAGAUAUUCAGAUUGGGAGGCUGGUGGGAGAUAGAUGUGUUUGCCUUGGCUUGAUUUGAUUGAUUUUGAUUUUAUCUAAAUUGAAGAAGAAUAGAAAUGGAUCAAUUUCCGUCCUUGUCUUCUUCAUAUUCGGCGUCUCCGCAACUGCUGUCAAUCGACGAGACUGUGACUCUAAUUCCCGGUCUCCCAAACGACAUCGCAGCCCAAAUUCUCUCCAUGGUCCCUUACUCUCACCAUUCUCGUAUCAAAUGCACUUGUAAGGCAUGGUCCGCCUUCCUCUCCUCCAAAACCCUAAUUUCCUUCCGCCAUCACUUCCACCAUCUCAGUCAUCUCCUGUGUAUAUUCCCUCAGGACCCUUCCAUCUCGUCCCCUUACCUCUUUGAUCCUCAUAAUCUCGCCUGGCGUCCGCUCCCACUCAUGCCCUGUAACCCUCACGUGUACGGACGCUGCAACUUUACCGCCAUAUCUCUUGGUCCCAAUCUCUAUGUUCUUGGUGGGUCUCUCUUCGACACUCGGUCUUUCCCUAUGGAUCGCCCUUCGCCUUCCUCCUCCGCUUUCCGCUUCAAUUUCGUCGAAUCCUCGUGGGGCCAGCUCUCUCCGAUGCUCUCCCCUCGCGGUUCCUUUGCUUGCGCUGCAAUCCCUAAUUUGGGAAAGAUAAUCGUGGCUGGUGGAGGGUCGAGGCAUACGUUAUUUGGGGCAGCAGGAAGUCGGAUGAGUUCGGUGGAAACAUAUGAUGUUGGGAGGGAUGAGUGGGUAGCAAUGGACGGGUUGCCCAGGUAUAGAGCAGGUUGCGUGGGGUUUUUGGUAGAGAGUGGAGAGGAAAGGGAAUUUUGGGUGAUGGGAGGCUACGGGGAGUCGAGGACAAUUUCUGGAGUGUUUCCCGUGGACGAAUAUUAUAGGGAUGCUGUAGUCAUGGAUGUGAAGAAGAAUGGUUGUGGCAAGUGGAGGGAGGUUGGGAAUAUGUGGCAGGAAGGCGAGAGAGCAAGGCUUGGGAAGAUUGUGGUUGUUGAGGAUUAUGAUGGGGACGGGCCUGGUGUUUUUAUGCUCGACAAUAAUGACAUUUUCAGAUAUGACAUGGUUUCAAACUCUUGGCAAAAAGAGUCUGGCGUACCAAGAAAAGCUCCUCGCAACUCCUCAUGUGGUUUUGUGGGGUUGAAUGGGGAGCUGCUUGUAAUGACUUUUCUGAAAGGAGGUGAUGCAACAGAAAGUCGAAGGCCACGACAGCAAAAGAGGGUAGGAUCACUUCUCAUCCAAAUUUACAAUCCUAGGAAGAAGACAUGGAGAUCACUCAUUACAAAACCGCCAUUUCAUGGCCUUUUGGAUUUUAAUACAGCAGUUAUGUGCACCAUUCAAUUGUAGACAACUACAUUUUGCUAUUAUAGAAGUCAUUAAUACCUAAAUAGUUACCCAUUUGAUGUGACAAUUUGUAUGUUAUAUGAACCUUGGUUUUUUGCUCCCCUUAUAGCAAAUGGUAUGGGUUGAUGUACAGAUAGAUAAGGUGUUACAAUUUGAUGUAUCACAUUUCAUUUUUAAAUGGAUGCAAGCGCAAUAAUUGCAAUGUUGUA
Messenger RNA from Hevea brasiliensis (rubber tree), 2031 nucleotides. RefSeq names its product F-box/kelch-repeat protein OR23-like. The coding region runs from base 563 to 1825 and encodes 420 amino acids. Lineage: Eukaryota; Viridiplantae; Streptophyta; Magnoliopsida; Malpighiales; Euphorbiaceae. The record is from RefSeq and is a predicted model, not a curated record. The transcript has 2 exons. Gene Ontology annotation, molecular function: protein binding.